UUUUGUACAAAGUGAAGCGGGCCCGUGGAAAGCAAUUAAAAAAGAUAGCAAACACGAAAACGCUUUUCGACAGCGUCACUUCCGAGGUAGUUUGAAAACAUAAAGUCCUUGCUUUAGAAGUUCUUAAAAGAGGCAAGCAACCGCCUUGUCAAAUGCUUCCAAAAUUGAGUAACAGACGUUUGAAAAGAGUGUUUGUUGUGUUUAUCAGUUUUGCGGUUUGCACGAUUUUAUUUAGCCAUGUUCUUUUGGAUGUGAACCAAACAAUCAAAUUUAGAAUCAUGAACAUAUUUGAAGAGAAACUGCGAUUGGACCAAUUCAAUAUCACACCACAGUUGAUUAUAGAAGGGGUCAAGCGCACCAAUCCAAAUCUGCCCAUGACCUUCCACUGGCAAAAAGACGUGCCUCAGUUUAACAAUUCUUGCGCCCGUUAUGUCAAGCCAUUGGACAUCAGAUUCAAUAAUAUUUACUGGCAAGUUCAAGCCUUGGAGAAUGAGACUUAUUAUCUGUACGGCGCCUAUUACGACAACCGCACCUGGCCCAAUAAGUUUGCGCCGAUGGUCCGAGUGCUGACCAUAAUCGACAAAGUUGGCCUCAACAUUUCCAGACACGUUUACUGCCAGCUUUGGUUCGCCAACAUCACCAGACCCAUUAUUGUCAGGGUUUUCCACUUUCAAUACCUGCUGAAGGCCGAGUGGGGCUACCUGCACAUUCCACUGCGGCCCUACCUCCUCAGCUGCAUGGUGCCCACUAAAUUUGGGACGGUGCCGGACUCGGUGUCGAUAGUGCAGGAGCCGUGCGAAAAUGCAACGAACAACCUACGAGUCAUCGACAACCGUCUGCAGGGAGAAAAGCAAGAUUUCGCGGUGUGCGUGAAGAGCUUGAACUUCAAUAACCAUCCCCAAAUGGCCAUCAGAUUGGUGGAGUGGAUCGAGUUGCUGAGGAUUUUGGGCGCAAACAGAAUAAUUUUCUAUCAACUGCAGGUGCACCCAAAUAUCUCAAAGGUUUUGGAAUAUUAUUCAAAAACAUGGAACGUGGACGUUGUACCGAUGACGAUGCCAGGAAACUACCCAAAUGUGCCUGAAUUGAUGAACCAAUUAAUGGGCGAAAACGGGAUGUACCAGUGGAUCCAGGAUUUGAUCGAUUACAAUGACUGCUUUUACAAAUACUACAACUCUUUCCGCUACAUGGUUUUGAUUGACGUUGACGAGGUGAUUAUACCUUUGAACGGUGUGGACACCUGGCACGACCUGAUAUUUAAAAUGGCGAUUCCAAAAGCAAAGGCAAUCAAGAAUGUCACGUACUCCAACUUUGUGGCGCGCAACGUUUAUUUCAUGGACAUUUCGAGCGAAACUCGAUGGUCGCCCUCUCCGGACAUUCCUCCCUACAUGCACAUUUUGCAGAACGUGGUGCGCAGGGUGGACCCGUCGCCACCUGGCUACUACGUCAAGUCGUUCCACUCGACGGAAACGGUCUUCGCGCUGCACAACCACUACAGCAGAUCCUAUUUGGCCGAGUCUGGGUCUGCGGUCGACUGGGGCGAAUAUUAUGAGUUUGGACUGCACGAAGCGCAAUUGCAGCACUACUGCGUGCGAAAACUCAAGCCCGACUGCCAAGUGCAACCGGCAAACCAGACCGCGGACACCUCUGCGUUGAAGUACCAAGAUAGAUUGAUCGCGGCAACGAGAAGAGCUUUGAGGAACGUUGGAAUUUUGUGA
Molecule: messenger RNA, 1715 nt
Organism: Neocloeon triangulifer
Lineage: Eukaryota; Metazoa; Arthropoda; Insecta; Ephemeroptera; Baetidae
Exons: 6
Coding region: 153-1715 (520 amino acids)
Source: RefSeq, a predicted model, not a curated record